This is a messenger RNA of Laetiporus sulphureus 93-53, 2450 nucleotides long. RefSeq lists its product as uncharacterized. The transcript has 10 exons. Gene Ontology annotation, cellular component: nuclear pore; nuclear pore central transport channel. Bases 88 to 2160 code for a protein of 690 amino acids. Gene Ontology annotation, molecular function: phospholipid binding; structural constituent of nuclear pore. The record is from RefSeq and is a predicted model, not a curated record. Lineage: Eukaryota; Fungi; Basidiomycota; Agaricomycetes; Polyporales; Laetiporaceae. Gene Ontology annotation, biological process: protein import into nucleus; RNA export from nucleus.
AUUUGCCACGCUUAGCCUCCUCCUUUGAUACUGCACUUGCAGAAUCCAACCUUCCUGAGCAGAACUCUUUGGGAGGAAAGAGGCAAUAUGAGCUUAUUUCAGAAUCCCGCCCAGAACAACAACAAUGCAAAUCAACCAUCAGGUAACGCAAGCAAUCCUGCCGAGGCACCUGCUAGCGGGACGAGCAAUGUUUUCGGUAGCGGCAUAAGUUUUGGAGCGAGCACCGCCGCUCCACUUUCUUUUGGAAGAACGAUGGGUACUCAGCCCUUCAGCGGAGCCAGCGCAGGAACUAGCACGGCCACGCCUUCUCCAGGUGGUGCAUCGAACACUUCCAGUACCCCCACACCUAAUGCGUUCGGUGGUUUUACAACAAACGCGACGACUCCGGGCACGAGCUUGUUCGGUUCAUCGGCUACAAGUAAUCAGACACCGGGGAGCACUGGGACGACUGGGGGCAUGUUUGGCUCGUCGAACGCUACGAGCACACCCGCCCCCGGAGGUAGCACCUUUGGGAAUUUGGGCAAUACAGGGCCAGCUACCACCACUCCCGCCGCUGCAAGCAUUUUCGGAAAUCUAGGUAGCGCGGGAUCAUCCACUGGAAGCAAUGCACCAGCAGCCAGCGGAAAUGGCGUGUUUGGCAACGCAGGUGCAUCAACGACGCCGUCUACUGGAACGACUUUGUUCGGCAAUGCAAAUAAGCCGGUUGUAAACUCGCUCGGUGCUGGCAGUGGUUUGACGGCACCGGCAGGAGGGAAUCUCUUUGGUACAUCGACGGCCGUGCCUGGCACAUCUACUCCGGGUGCUGCGACACUCAGCACUCCGGCUGGUGGCUCUCCCUUUGGAGCAGCAAAACUUCCUGAACAAGGGGCGUCUUCGGCAUCCCAACCCGCACCUCCCAAUUUCUUUGCACAACCAAGUACGAUCGGCACGUCGGCGACAGCACCAGCUACAGCGCCUGCAGGCGGACUGUUUGGCAGUGUCGCCAAGCCCGGAGAAGCCGCUGCGAGUUCUGUACCUGCAGCUCCUGCUGCGGGUGCUUCUGCUUCGUUUUCAGGAGGCCUUUUCGGCAACAAGCCUAGCACUCCAUCUGCACCGAGUGGCAGUACGCCUGCCGCAGCAUCGGCGCCCCUGUUUGGUUUCGGUACACCAAGUACUACUUCCAUGGAUGCUAGCAAGGACACAUUAACUGCGUCGACGAGCGGGGCGACCGGUACUUCCAGCUUUAAUUUCUUCGCCAAGAAGCCAGGUGAACAGAAAGAUGCUACCGCUGCGUCCACAAGCACUAGUACAUUCAUUUUCGGUAGCACCAAGGAUAAGGGUAAGGAGAAAGAUACAGGAACCGCGCCACCGGAGAAGAAAGACGGGACCUCUACGUUAUUCGCGACGCCGGCGAGUAUAGCAACGAAAGAGGGAGACAAGUCUAAGGAUGCUACCAACGCAGUUGCACCUUCUGCCUCUGGCAUUUCACCUAGCGCGAGCGCGCCGUCGAUUGCAGUGCCGCCGCCAUCCGUGCUUCGUGGGAAGACGCUGGAGGAGAUCGUGAACAAAUGGUCAACGGAGCUUGAGACUCAAGUGCGUGAGUUCGACAAGCUCGCCAGCGAGGUUGCGGUGUGGGACCGCACGCUCAUCGAGAACGGCAACAAUUUGGCGGCGUUGUAUGCGCACGUUCUUGCUGCGGAGCAGGAGCAGAAUGAUAUUGACCAAUCAUUGGAUCAUAUCGAGCAACAGCAGAAGGAGCUCACGGCCACCUUAGAAGCGUACGAGAAAUCGACCGAGGAAAUCUUGGGAGGUCAAGGUGGAAACCUGCGUGCUCUCGACACAGGCCCCGCCGAUACUGAACGGGACAAGAACUACACACUGGCAACAGAACUGCACGGCCACCUUGAUGACCUUUCUGGCUCCCUCACACAGAUGAUCGAUACCGUGAACGCGCUCGCUCUCUCGUCUGAGAAGUCAGAGCAAGACCAUGGAGAGGACGCCAUGACGCAGAUUGCGCAAAUCUUGAACGGCCAUCUGGAGAGUCUGCUGUGGAUCGACGGCGCGGUGCAAGAGGUCGAUAGCAAGAUCAAGGAUGUGGAGAAGCGCGUGCGCAUGGCGGGAGAGACUAGCCUAGGCGGCGGUUUCAAGGGCAAGAGCUUCGGGCUGGGAGCUAGCCGAUGAAAGAUGCGUAGAUGAACGAGGGUGUUAGCUACUUGGUUUGUCAUGUACGAUUGCCGUUGAUGAACAUCAUUGCUCAUUUCUGCUGCUUAAGCUUCGAUUGUACAUGUGAACCUGCAAUGCGAUGUAACCAGACCUAACAAAUGUCCCAAUCAAUAUAGCCUUGUACAUAUCCCGAAGAGCGAUUGUAUUAUCCUGUAUGCUGCCCGCUAUCGUUCGUCUGGUGUCUGGAACAUCUUCUGCAACAUCCUCCUAUCCCACUCGUCGAACUUCAUGGCACUUGUCGCGUAGUG